Messenger RNA from Letharia lupina, 489 nucleotides. RefSeq lists its product as uncharacterized. Bases 1 to 489 code for a protein of 162 amino acids. The transcript has 3 exons. The record is from RefSeq and is a predicted model, not a curated record. Lineage: Eukaryota; Fungi; Ascomycota; Lecanoromycetes; Lecanorales; Parmeliaceae.
AUGGCUAUGACAGCCGACGGCUUCUCCCAAAUUCAAAUAGCGCAGAUCCUACGGCUGCCAGCCGAGUUAACGAAGUCUCCUAAAGAGCGCAAUGUACUCGAAGGCUUGCUUCAAGGCUUCGAAAAACUGGCGUGGCUAGAGGACAAUGACACCCAGAAUACUACCUUAGAUCGUUACUUUAAAUCUAUCAGACCCGAAGCUAGCGAUACUGCUUUCAGCGUUGAUAGUGGAGGAUCAAAUCGCAUGGAGGUUGAUGAUCGGGAGGUCGAGGACAAAAACGCUGAUGAGGAAGCCUUCCAUGUUGAGGAGGACUCCGGUGUUGAGGAGGAGGACUUUGAUGUUGAGGAGGACUCCGAUGCUGAGGAGGACGUACUUCCCGACGCUCUUGAUGCAGGUGAAGAUAACGACUACAGGGUCUUCCGAGAAGCUUUCUAUUCUGAGUUUCUUCUAACAGACGAUCAAAGUAACGACGGAGAAAAUACAGAGUGA